CAUCAACUGGGACAGGCUGAUCAGAGAAGUGGCAGACUCCUUGAGUAUCUGACUGCCAGGCACAAGUUGCAUACCUUUUUGUCAGCUAAUGCUGUGAGUGUAUUUUGCAGUGAAAGUGUACCAAAAUGGGUCCACGAAGUUAUUCGGCCGAUAGCAGCAGAAUUGGAAUUUUUUAUGCCGCAACCCUUCGCGGGGGAAAUUCUGGGACUGUGCAAAGCACUGGGAAUAAGUCUCGGAGAUGGAGUCCUGCUUAACUUCGCCUAUGAAUCUACCGCGUUCUGUACUAGUAUUGUCGCUCAGGAUGUCAAAGGAAACAUUUACCAUGGUCGGAACCUGGAUUACGACUUUGUCGAUAUAUUAAGCAAGAUUACAAUUGAUGUGCAGUUUAUAAAAAGUGGGCAGAUAGCGUAUCGAGGCACCACGUUUCUUGGUUAUGUAGGCUUAUGGACUGGACAAAGUCCACACAAGUUCACAAUCUCCGGUGAUGAACGAGCGGGUGGUAGAUGGUGGGAAAAUGCAAUAGCUGCUUUUCUGAAUCGGAAUUACCCUGUCAGCUGGCUUGUCCGAGACACCCUGAGCAAAGCAGAGGACUUUCAGUCAGCUGUUCUCAGACUAGCUGGCACUCCCAUCAUUGCUGAAGUUUACUAUAUUGUAGGAGGUGUAUCGCCUAAAGAAGGCAUGGUCAUAACAAGGAAUAGAAGAGGGCCGGCAGAUCUCUGGCCUCUUGAUCCUUUAGGUGGAGCGUGGUUUCGUGUGGAGACAAACUAUGACCAUUGGACCACCCCUCCUCCUUUUGAUGAUCGAAGAACUCCAGCCAUCAAAGCUCUCAAUGCUACUGGACAGCAGAACAUCAAUUUUGAUACACUCUUUAAGGUGUUGUCAGUGAAGCCAGUCUUAAACAAUAACACAGUGUAUACCACAGUAAUGAGCGCUGCACUUCCAGAUAAGUACCAGACAUGGAUCAGAACUGUGAAGUGAAGAGGUACAAAAGGAGUGAAAAGCUGACGCUUUCCAAGACUGGCAUAUGCUUUUAAAAUCACUCUCACAAGCAGUACAGUUGUUUUGGCUUAUUAAUUAUGUGAACUGUUCAGGAAAUAAUGACUUGUUAAUUCUUUGAAGUUUUGCAGAUGAUACUGUUAAUGAACUGUAAUGGAAGUUUAAUUGAUUUUAUUGUAAUUACAUUGACGUUCUAGCAGAUGUUGAUGGCUAAAAAUUGCUUUUUCUGUUUUUGGAAAGAGUUGUGCAAUUUGAAUGUACUUAUGUGCUGACUAAUAAAUAAUAAAAUUUAAUAUAUUUUGCAUGGCCUGUAGGUCUGAGUAUAAUUAAAUAAAAAUA
Molecule: messenger RNA, 1335 nt
Organism: Gymnogyps californianus (California condor)
Lineage: Eukaryota; Metazoa; Chordata; Aves; Accipitriformes; Cathartidae
Gene: NAAA
Product: N-acylethanolamine acid amidase
Exons: 10
Coding region: 175-978 (267 amino acids)
Molecular function (GO): hydrolase activity, acting on carbon-nitrogen (but not peptide) bonds
Source: RefSeq, a predicted model, not a curated record